Cherax quadricarinatus is the source of this 3343-nucleotide messenger RNA. The record is from RefSeq and is a predicted model, not a curated record. Lineage: Eukaryota; Metazoa; Arthropoda; Malacostraca; Decapoda; Parastacidae.
AUGCAGGAUCAUGUAGCUUCCCCUCUUGACAAAGAUGCAGCAGUGGCCAGGGGGAAAGGGUUUCUAAAAAAAGAAGGCCCCCAAGUGGAAGAAGUUCAUGAGGUUGAUAUAUUGGGAAAUUUGGAAGGAAAAGAAAAUGCAUUUGAAUAUUCAAACCCAAAAAAAAAGCUUUCAAGUGAAGCAGAUGAUCCCUUACAGGAAUCCAUAGUAAAUGAGGCGGUGGUGCUGGAUCUUCCAGUAUGGGCGCAGUGCCUCACUUCUGUACGAGUGUUGGAUAAUAACUGGGUGGUGGGUGUGGCAGCUUCCAAAGAAAUACUUCAUCAGACUCUGGAAGGCCACUCUCGAAGUGUUCUCUGUGACUAUGUCAAAAGCCAUCCAAGCAGCUUACAACAGCGGCAUCUUGCAAGGUCACAGGCUAGCCGUAUAAUGUGGCAUCAUCAGAGAAUAGAGUUUGAUGGAGUGCCUUUUAGUAUUGUUUCCUCUGAUGAUCUCAAGUGUGCAUUUGGAAUGAAAUAUAAAACUAAAAGGAGAGACCCUUCAAAACCAGCUGAAAACAUAAUAGCAGAGAGACCAGAAGGGAAUUUUGGUCAAGAAGGAAGAGCUGAUGAACACAGAGGACAGACAGCAACAAGAAAUGUUCACAAAAACCCAACAAGAGGAGGUGUGGAUGAGAGUGUUGUACCCAAGAAACGAUAUAAAGAUGUUACUUUUACCUCCUGCACUGCCAGAAUAACUGUGAAAGUUAUUGUCAAGUACCCAGGCUAUGCAGUUCCCUCUCAUGCUAUGCUAACAGAGCGAAAGUUGAUGCUGAAAGCUCUUCGUAGAGAUAUGAGCAAUGGGUUAGACUUGGAAAAGGAAGAAUUUUACCAUGUAACGUUGCCUUUAAGCUCGGUUCACAACCACCCACUGCAAGGCAGAUCACGUGGCGUCCAUCCUUCUAUAUCUAAUAAGAUAAAAGAGCUUAUAAGUGAUGGAAUUACAGCUCCAAAAGUUAUAAAGGGUAUUCUGGAUAGUCAUGUGGAAAUGCAGCAUGUUGGAGACAUGAUAGUUCCACAGCCUGAUGAUAGGGCAUAUUAUCCUCGUUUAAAGGAUAUUGCUAAUCUUGUUUACUAUCUUGGUAAGAAAAUGGGAAUAACAGCUAAACGGAAAGUCUCCAGUGAACAAGUUACCUUGGAAACCAGCCAGAGGAAAAGAAGAAAGCAAAAGAGAGCUCGAUCUGGAGAGAAUGAAAUAGUUUCUGAUAAUGUAAUGUCUGAUAGUAUGCCCUUGCAAGCCUCAACCUUGCAGGAAGCGGUGCAAACCUUUUGCACGGAUGAGUCAGAACGAGGCAGUUUAGGAGACUUGGAAGGGCGAGGGUGUUUACCUACUACUGAUGUAGUAUCAAAGGAUGGACAUGGAGAGGUUGGCUGCCUGGCAGAGAUGGUGCGAGGGCAGCUUGAUACUCUCCGCAGCCUUACAUACACACUUCAUGAGGCAGUUGGUCUCCAGGAAAUUUAUCAAUCUCUCCAGGUUAUCUUAAAUCAGUAUGUGAGUAACCAGCAUCAUGCAUUGCAAGAUGGUAUAACUGAAGCGCCUGCUGUGAGUAAUCAGCAUCAUACAUUGCAAGAUGGUAUAACUGAAGCGCCUGCUGUGAGCAACCAGCAUCAUGCAUUGCAAGAUGGUAUAACUGAAGCGCCCGCUGCAACUUUUAUAAUACAAGAUCCUAUAGUUGAUCCACUGUCUACAUCACCAGCCCAGGGUGUGCCAGUGUCUACAGCAGAACAUGUAGUGAUAUCUGAAAGGGAUGAAACUGGUUCAGGGAUAACCAGUAAACCAAGAAGUGUUCAGAAUAUCAGUAGUCAACAUGUACGACAGCUGAGAACGCCAGUGGCACUCCAGUGCCUAGCUACCAGCAUGGUUCCCACUCUAACAGUAUCACAGUUAUCAAGAUCAGGUAGUCAAAACCCUCAUCAGACUCACAUUGUCACAUCUGUUUCGCAUGGGGGAAACAACACAACAACAACCAUACCAACACAGACCUUCCAAACGCUGACACCAGCCACACAAGAUGGCUCUCCAGCACCUCUUCACUUGUCACUUCCCCCAUACAUUUACUACGUUCAAGAAGUCACUGUUCCUGAGUCCAGUCAGAAUUGGACUUACACGACUUCUUAGUGAAGUUUUGACAAUACGUACCUCUUAAAACAAAUACUGUCAUCAUACCUGUGUUUAUAUUUUAAUAUUUUAAGUUAUGGGUUAAAUUAAUAUUUAAUGUUCAACAAUGGCAUUGGAAAUUCAUAUAGAGUACAGUACAGAUAGUAAAGAGUACAGUACUGCAUGUGAAUAAAAAAAAAAAUUGUAUAAUGAACAUUAUAGUACUAGCCAUAAUAUAAAAACAAAUACUAGCCAGAUAUACCCAGAUUAUAGCAGUGUGUUGGUAUUAUUGGACUGAAGGACUGUGAUGGUUCCAGGGUCAGUGUUGUGGUGAAGGGUUGUGACAGUCCUGGGAUUAUUGAAGAGUUAUGACAUUCCUAGGGCUAUUGUUGAGGUGAAAGGCCAUGACAUUCCUAGGGCUAUUGUUGAGGUGAAAGGUCAUGACAUUCCUAGGGCUAUUGUUAGGGUGAAUGAUUAUGGAGGUUGAAUCACUCUUGACUAUUCUAGUGCUGUUGGGUUGAAGAGUUGCAACAGUCCUGGGACUGUUGUUGAGUUGAGGGUUGUGACAAUCUCAGGGAUAUUUCUGGGUUAAAGGAUUCUGAUCAACCUAAGGCUAUUAUUGGGUUGAAGGGUUGACAGUUCUAGGGGUGUUGUUGGGGUAAAGGGUUGGGACAAUCCUAGAACUGUUGUUGAGAUGAAAAGUUUAGACAAUCCUAGCAAUGUUGGGGUGAAGGGUUGUGACAAUCCUAGGACUUGUUGGGGGUGAAGGGUUGACAGUCCCAGGGCUGUUGUUGAUGUGACAGGUUGGGUUGUAUUAACACACCUGCUUCUAAACAACAGCUCCCACUUGUUUAAAAAAUUUCUAUAAUUGUGCAGUUAUUUUUUAUCAAUUAUUAAGGCACUUAAUUUACUUUUGUUAGGUAAAGUGUUUGCUAUAAAACAAACUGUGGUGAAUUACAUGUUUCUAAUUGUCCUUUGAUUGUGUUAUGUACAUGUAUGUUAUAAGUGCAAGUAUUUAAUUCAUAUUUGUGUACCUAAAUGAUGGCACCAGGCAUGAGUGUAUAAUUGGUGAUCCACACACUUGUGUAAUGUUGGUGAUCCACACACUUGUGUAAGGUUGGUGAUCCACACACUUGUGUAAGGUUGGUGAUUCAUACACUUGUAUAAUGUUGGUGAUCCUUACACUUGUGUAAGGUUGGUGAUCCACACA